CGAGGGAGCAUUCUUCAAUUGCGCCUCCCGUUGUCAAGAUCUAUCUGAAACCUGCAGAUCAAGCAAAGUAUAGCAGACUUCUAUGUUUCACGUUCAUACGUGAAGGCGGUUGUCUCUAUAAGCAACAAUGUCACUAGGAUUCACCGUUAUCUACAACCUGGCCAUCCUACAGGCACUCAUCCUACCUGGGGUGACCGAGGAGGUGACAGUGGUGAGGUUGCAGAGGAUGGACGUGGCAUCCAAUGAUAGUUUUCUGGAUAGUGGGAAGAAUGCCCUCCCAGACCUGUCUCAGUGGACUGUGUGUGUGCGGCUUCGACUGUUCCAUUUAUCCCGACUCAAUACCAUCUUCAGCUACACCACUGGCGAGCACUACCAGGAGAUUAUGCUGGGUAUUGACUGGCCUCAGUCCAACCUGCGGCUGGAGUGUUGUAAGUACACGGGGUUUAUGGAGAUGGCGGUACCUCUCCGCCUGUACACUUGGCACCAGAUAUGUCUGUCUGCGGACAUGACCAAGGACGUCCAGUACAUGAUCUUCGAUGACCUGGUUCAUAUGGCGCUAAUUCGUCGUCCUGGCGUCACAAGUGAACAGCUUCACAAAGUGAGGGGCGGCGGCCGCUUUCUGGUGGGACAGAACUAUAACCCGGCAGCUGAUCUUAUGUUCAUCGAGGCUAUUCACGGUGAUCUGGCUGACUUUAGGUUUUAUGAUGUUGCCUUAUCGCUUGAAGACCUGAGAGACUUUGCAUCUUGCAACGCAAUGAAUGAUUUACUUUAUCCUAUUUAUGAGUUUGAAUUAAACAUGACUCACUUAAAACCAAGUGGAGAUAUCGAGUUGUAUCAAAUGGGUUUAGAGGAUAUCUGCACUCAAGAACCUGAUUUGGUGAUGAUAAUACCCGAAAGAAUUGACUUUGAGACGUCACUAGCAAUGUGCAACUUUUUUACUGGAGACAUCAUUAUUCCCACAAAUCCUGAGGAAAACGUUGCUAUAUACGACAAGUAUGAAGAAUUUAACAACUACUGUGCAGAUAGUUGGGGCACCUCAUUUUGGCUUGGCGUAGUGGCAAAUCAUACAAAUGGUGGGUGGACAAGAGUGCCAGAAAGAAAGCCCCUAAUCUGGGCCGAUUUCCUCCCUGGCUGGAUGGUGCCCACUGAAGAACAUAGCUGCUUGGCCUUUGUGGCCAUCAACGUCAAAUACAAGUGGGCUGCAUCACCCUGCAACAUCCUCCAAUGCCCAAUAUGCAACUUCACAUCAACUCCUAAACUUCAUUUGCGUGGACUUUGCGACCUCUCAAAAUUUGAUCGCUUCUACUCUCCAUAUGAUUACUACAACUUGAAACCAGUAUUAGAAGGCUUCUUCUUGAGCAGAAUGACUUGGAAUAACCAUACUUGGUUGAUCAAGAGCCGCCUCGACAGGGCGGUGGAGGCCCGCAUGAAAUCCAACAAGCCAAAUGACUACCCAUUCGGCUUACAUACAUGGGACGUGAAGGGCGACGCGUGUGGUCAGGAUCAGGUACAGUUGCUGCUAACAUCAUGUGGCAUUACUGACUUCACAUGCAGUGACGGGUCAUGCAUCAAGAAGAUCAAACGCUGUGACCAAGAGGUUGACUGUCCAGAUAACACGGACGAACUUAACUGUGAUGUCAUCAAUAUACCUGAGGGAUAUUCAGCACAACUUGCCCCACCGGCGAUAGACUCCUCUCAGUUAUCUCUACACAUAAGUCUCGACAUCACCUCAAUCAGAGAAUUUGACAUCUUAGGUUUCGUGGUGGCAGUUGACAUCACUCAAAGCAUCAAGUGGAGAGACGCGAGGCUUGUCCUGAGGAACCUCCGUCAAGGAAACUUUCCCAACGAAGCAAAAAGCUUUGAUAAACUGUGGCUGCCGGACAUUCUGGUGAAAGAUGGGACCUACAGCCCUACCGACCUGCAGAUGAGACGAGUGAGGCUGUUAGUGCGCCGAGACGCGGAUCCUCUACCAGAUGAUGAUUAUAACAUUUCAGAAGAUGAGCUGUACCGCGGGGUGAACAGCACUUUGAAACUUCUGCAACAGUAUACAGUAAGAGCUAUGUGCCAGUUCCUGCUUCAUGCCUACCCUUUUGACUCCCAGAGAUGUUCUCUGGUCUACUCCAUUCCUGACCAAGCAAUAGGCAAGAUAUUGCUUCUUCAGGAGGAGGUGAAGUUCACAGGAGAGCGCCGGCUGCUGGAGUACGAGCUGGUCAACGAGACUCUCACCGCCCAUGGUAACAUGUCUGCCGCCGUCCAGCUGCGGUUGGUGUUCCAGAACCAAUAUGGUUAUUACAUCGGCAACGCUGUGGUGCCCAGCUUGCUCAUGGCCACCAUCUGUUACCUCACCUUCUUCUUCGACCUCGACGACUUUACGGAUCGCAUAAUGGUCUCACUGACGUCCCUACUGGUGCUGGCGGCGCUCUUCACACAGACCAGUCAGUCCAUCCCUAAGACCGCCUACCUCAAGCUUAUCGACAUUUGGUACGUCACCCUCAUCAUCACCGACUUCCUCAUCAUCGUAAUGCUUGUGCUCAUCGAGAACAAGAGGAUGCAGGAAAAACUCUCUCGACAUUCGUCUAGAUCUCUCUUCAGGAGUACACAUAAGAUCACUCCUGUCGAGUCUGCUGGACAGCUCACGUCCGGAAAUGAGUUCGAGGACAAAAUGAAUGGAUCAAGUACAGCCAGGAAAAUGAACACAAUAUCUAAGUGUUUGUUUCCGAUGUUGGCAACAAUAGGAUGUUUCUGCUGGAUACUGAUACACCUCCAGACGUCCCCGACCUCUCAUGGCAUUUAGUGCAAUAUCGACCACACACUUGAAUUAAUUUGAAGUAGACAGAUAAUCAAUCACUAAAGUUUGAUCAAAGAGAAUGUUAUGGUACGAUGAAAGCGAUAAUAAAUAAUUCAUGAACUGCCAUGCCAAAUUCUUAAUAUUUUUGGUAACGGUGCUUAAGACUUAAACUUAACUUGUGAUUAGAAUAAUGGUGUCUGUCUUUC
This is a messenger RNA of Homarus americanus (American lobster), 2994 nucleotides long. RefSeq lists its product as uncharacterized. The transcript has 12 exons. Gene Ontology annotation, cellular component: neuron projection; synapse; membrane. NCBI's taxonomy places the organism in Eukaryota, Metazoa, Arthropoda, Malacostraca, Decapoda, Nephropidae. The record is from RefSeq and is a predicted model, not a curated record. Gene Ontology annotation, biological process: monoatomic ion transmembrane transport; nervous system process; signal transduction. Bases 128 to 2794 code for a protein of 888 amino acids. Gene Ontology annotation, molecular function: transmembrane signaling receptor activity; neurotransmitter receptor activity; extracellular ligand-gated monoatomic ion channel activity.